This is a messenger RNA of Asparagus officinalis (garden asparagus), 411 nucleotides long. RefSeq lists its product as uncharacterized. The transcript has a single exon. NCBI's taxonomy places the organism in Eukaryota, Viridiplantae, Streptophyta, Magnoliopsida, Asparagales, Asparagaceae. Bases 1 to 411 code for a protein of 136 amino acids. The record is from RefSeq and is a predicted model, not a curated record.
AUGUUGGUGUACAUCUGGCUCCGCAACUCAUUGAUCCAGUCGAUCGCCGCCACAGUGGAUGGCAUUGAGAAGGUGAAGGAUGUCUGGGAGAAGUUGAGGAGGACCUAUGAUGGAGUAGGGAAUAACCUGAGGGUGUUCCAGAUCAAGGGAGAGAUCGACGCCACAGUCCAGGAAGAAAAGACUGUACAGGAGUAUGCUACAGAGUUGGUGCGCCUGUGGCUAGAUUAUGAUCACUUCUCAUCUCGGGCGAGCUGUAAGGACCCAGAGUGUAAAGAGCGAGAGGCCUUUUUACAGGAGAGGACUAUGGUGUUUCUCAAGGGGCUGACAUCGGAAUUUGCUCAGAGAAUUGCGUUACUGCUAGCUCAGCCAAAAAUUCCCACACUUGAGGAGGCAGUCUCAGCCAUGAUCUAG